Molecule: messenger RNA, 4809 nt
Organism: Schistocerca americana (American grasshopper)
Lineage: Eukaryota; Metazoa; Arthropoda; Insecta; Orthoptera; Acrididae
Gene: l(2)gl
Product: lethal(2) giant larvae protein homolog 1
Biological process (GO): cortical actin cytoskeleton organization; regulation of Notch signaling pathway; regulation of protein secretion
Cellular component (GO): cytoplasm; cortical actin cytoskeleton; plasma membrane
Molecular function (GO): myosin II binding; GTPase activator activity; syntaxin binding
Source: RefSeq, a predicted model, not a curated record
UGAGUGAAACUGAUUGGUCCAUAGACAGGGAUGGUUUGGGCAUAUAAUUCCAUUCACAUCUAAACCAGUCAUUUAAUUAAAUUACGGUGUCUUCGUUUUUAGAUGUAUUUUACAUAAAUAAAUUAAAUCGUGAUCUCAGUAUUUGAGCAUUAGAUGAAAAAAAAACUCAACAUUCGUAAUCAGAAGAGAGUCUAGUAAACUGAACAGCUUUGACAUAGCGUUGAAGCCGUUUAGAUAUCUGUGAGAAGGGCGGGUUACACAGGUUGACGUAGACAGGCAGGCGUCGCUGCAGAGAAUGUUUAAGUGACAUACCGCAAGGUUUAUGAACAACCGUUGGCCGGAAGUUUGUAUCCUCCAUUAAAAAAGAUAUUAUCUGGCGUAUAAUAGUUAAAAGUGUAAAAAGUGAAGUGCAAAUUGUUGGUUUCUUACUUCCUAACCUAAUUUAUUGUACGUUAUUUGAAAGCAAAAUGCUGAAGUUCAUCAGAGGGAAAGGCCAGCAGCCAUCAGCUGAAAGACAGAAGUUACAGAGAGAGCUAUUUGCUUUUAGAAAGACUAUACAGCAUGGUUUCCCAAACAAACCAACAUCACUUGCAUGGGAUCCAACCCUUCAUCUGUUGGCGCUGGGAACUGCUUCUGGAGCCAUUAAAGUUUUUGGCAAGCCCGGUGUUGAAUUCUAUGGACAACACACAAACCACGAGGCUGCAGUCACAAGGCUUGUGUUCAUACCAAAUGAGGGCCGCAUUGUGUCCCUGUGUGACGAUAACUCUCUCCACAUGUGGGAAAUAAAUGAAGGUUCCUUGGAAGAAGUCAAAGCUCAAGCAUUGGAAGGGAAGCUGAAGAGGAUUUCUGCAAUUGCUCUUGAAACUGCAGGUGAACAUCUGCUAUUGGGGACUGAGGGUGGAAAUAUUUACCUCCUUAAUCUGAAGACUUUCCAAAUGUCAGAUACAAUCAUAUAUCAAGAUAUUGUAAUGCAGAACGUUCCUGAAGAUUACAAGAUAAACCCUGGUGCUGUGGAAGCUAUUGCUGAACAGCCUGGAAAUCCUGACAAAAUUUUAAUUGGCUACAAUAGGGGGUUAAUGGUUUUAUGGAACAGAAAAACACCAGGAGCAGAACAGAAUUUCAUUAGUAACCAGCAACUGGAAAGCAUUUGUUGGCAUAAAUCAGGAACACGUUUUGCUUCAUCCCAUAAUGAUGGAAGCUAUGCAAUGUGGGACAUUUCUGUGGGUGAUAAAGCUGAAGACCCUGUCACUGUGUAUGGUCCCUUUCCAUGCAAAGCAGUUACAAAGUUCCUCUGGAGACGUGGAAGAAAUGAAGAUUAUAUUAUUUUUGCUGGAGGGAUGCCUCGAGCUAGUUAUAGUGACCGUCACACCGUCACAGUUCAGCAUGGGGAGAAGCAUGUUGUAUUUGACUUCACAUCCAAAGUUAUAGAUUUCUUCACAAUUGCUGCAGAUGAAGAGGAUACAGAGUAUGAUGAGCCUGAGACACUAAUAGUCCUCCUGGAAGAAGAAUUAGUUGCAAUUGAUUUGCUCUCGGAAGACUGGCGAAUGCUGCAAUUGCCAUAUCUUGUUUCACUUCAUGCAAGUGCUGUUACUUGUGCUCAGCAUAUUUCAAAUGUACCAGAAGAUCUUUGGGAAGCCAUUGUGGCUGCAGGAAAGCAGCAGACACUGGAACAUUAUUCUGAAAGGGAGUGGCCAGUUGAUGGUGGUCGUGUUCUCCAAAGUCAGGGAUCUGAGGAGACCUCAUCAACAGAAUUUAACAAAGAGCUGCUGUUAACAGGCCAUGAAGAUGGCACAGUGAGAUUUUGGAAUGCUGGUCAUGUUGCCCUCCAACCGCUUUACAAGUUUGCCUCGGCUCAGCUUUUCAGUAGUGAAGAAAUAGGUAGUGAAGCAAAUAAUGGGACAGUAGAUGAAGAAGAGGAGGAGGAGUGGCCACCGUUUCGGAAGGUUGGAACAUUUGAUCCCUACUCGGAUGAUCCUCGCUUGGCUGUGAAGAAGGUAGCACUGUGUCCAUUUUCUGGCACCCUUGCUGUGGCGGGAACGGCAGGAGCUGUAAUUGUAGCAAAAAUAGGAUCUGAUACAUUGGAAACAGAAGUCAAUGUGACUACAACCAAUAUUGUGCUGGAUCGUGAUGGAUUUGUCUGGAAAGGACACGACCAGUUGACUGCCCGUACUGGUGCCUUGUCUCUGGCACCAGGUUUCCAACCUUGUUCUGUGCUGCAACUGCAUCCUCCUGCGGCAGUUACAGCACUUGUAUUGCAGGCAGACUGGGGCCUUGUGGCUGCUGGAACUGCACACGGCUUGGCACUUUUUGAUUACAUACGCCACAAGGGUGUUCUUACGAAGUGUACUCUGAAUCCCAACGAUCUGUCUGGUGCCGGAGAUGCUCCAAUCUCAAGACGAAAAUCUUUCAAAAAGUCAUUACGUGAAUCCUUCAGACGCCUCAGGAAGGGACGAUCGACGAGACGCACUGAUAAACGAGGAGUUGCAUCACCGGUGCCAAAGAAAGAUGGUGGAGCAGAAGCAUCAACACCAUCCUCAGCACCACUCAGUCCUGUUGAAGCCAAACCAGUGGAACGUCAGGUCGAAGCAAGACCUGUUGACGAUUCUCUAGGAAGCAUGGUUCGGUGUUUAUAUUUUGCAAAGACCUUCAUCAUUAGCGUGCAGUCAGUAACAGCUACACUUUGGGCAGGGACAAACAAUGGUACAGUUUAUGUGUUUACCAUUGCUGUACCAGUGGGACAACGAAGAACAGAAGAAGACGUUACCUGUCAAUUGGGCAAAGAGAUUCAACUUAAACACAGAGCACCAGUGAUAAGUGUGGCUGUCUUAGAUGGCAUUAAUGUUCCACUGCCUGAACCAUUUGAAAUUGAGAAAGGACUUAAAAAACUGCCAGAUACUAGUGGACCUCACAGAGUUGUUAUUUGUUCUGAGGAGCAGUUCAAGAUAUUCACAUUGCCAAGCCUUAAGCCUUUCUGCAAAUUUAAACUUACUGCUCACGAAGGUUCCCGUGUGAGAAGAAUGAGCUUGGCACAUUUUGUAACUUCAAGGCCAGAUCGUGGUGCACAGUACUCAGAAUGGUGCAUAGUGAGUCUCACCAAUCUGGGGGACUGCAUAGUUCUCAGUGUUCCUGACUUAAGAAGGCAGCUCAAUGCCGCUGUUGUUCGACGAGAAGAUAUUAAUGGAAUAUCAAGUCUGACAUUCACACGGUACGGAGAAGCAUUUUAUUUACACUCCUCCAGCGAGCUUCAGAGGAUAACACUAUCCGCUUCAACACUGUUAUAUCCACGGUGCCGCAUUGAUUUGCCAGAAGGAGCCAGACAGAUACCAAAAGAGGAGGAGACGGAAGAGGAAGAAAUGGAAGUAGCAGAGGAAGAAGAAGCAGAAAAUGCAAGUCCAUCAGCUGCUGCUAGAGAUCACCCACCUGCAUCACAUACAGUGAAUGGAGAUGCUACUCACGAGGAGAACAAAGAUGUAGAACCAAAAUCAGAAGAUGGAGAAGAAGCAAAGGAAAAUGGUGCAGAAGAAGACAGAAAUGACAUCAGUGCCCUCAGUGUUGGUGAUAUCACUAUAGAUUCUGUCAAGGAUCAUUUGCUCACAUCCACAGCCACAGAGGAUGGCCGUGUUACAGAGUUGAAAACGGAGAGGCUGGAGCUGAACUCCCGGACAACAGAGAUGCAGUCAGUUGUGAUGAAGACCACCAUCAUCAGCAGUAGUGAAACAACGGUCAUCAACUCUGCUGACAUAGCCGUUGUUGAGCCUUCUCUGGCCGAUGAGCAGCGUGCUACCAACACUCUUGAGAUUAAAUCACGCAAAGCCCCAUUAGCAAGAAUGGAAGAUUUAGAAGUGGAAAUUCCAGUUCAGUCUUAAGUGUCUUCCAGCUGCUACAAAUACAGGACUUCAUCUUGCCAUCUGUCUCUAAUUUUUGCAUGAAAAUAGCACGUGGACUUAAUGAACACUAUAGAGACUGGUACCAUUUUUGUAAAUGCUGAAUGUUUUUCUGUGGAACACACUUUUAGACAUUCCAGGAAGACUUCAUGUUUGUGUCAUUGUACAAAAUAUGGCAGCUUAAUGUAAUUUUAUUUUCAAGCCUGAAAAGCUCUUUGUAGUGAAUAAAUAAAGGGCAAAUUGCUUUUCAAUGCUCCAUGUGCAAAUGAAAAGUAGGCAGCAAAACAUGUUGUGACUUAUGUGAAUCAGUAUUUUUAAUAGGUAAAACAAUUAAUUUUGUUUAUAGACUAAUUUUAUUUCUGCGAAUACUUUUAUUACAUUUUAUAAUGGACGUAAAUGUGUAGCUAGCAGCUGAGACUUAAUUUAAACAUUUACAAUAAUACGAAUGCCAUACUGCCUGUUGCAUCUCAUUUUUUCUGAGAAAAGCAGGUGUUGUUACUGCAGAAGUGGUGAUGGUUUUUAAUAAUGUGAAUGUGUGUGUGUGUGUGUGUGUGUGUGUGUGUGUGUGUGUGUGUGUGUGUGUGAGUGAGUGUGAGAGAGAGAGAGAGAUUUUAUUACUCAUGAUUGAGUGUUUGGCAUUUUGUUGAAACAUUUGUGACUUGUAAUGAAAGACUUACAUAAUACACAUUUUAAUAUAAAACUGUUGCCUGCAUACCAGCUUAUGCUGUGACUGCAUAGCUUUCAGCUGUGCAGCAAAUUUGUUGCCUAAUGUCUUUUAUAGCAUGAGAUAAAUUUUUGUAAAAUGUUUCAUCAUUUAAUACUUGUUAAAACUGCCAUGACUGUAAAUAAAAUAUUCAAAGGCUUUUGAAACAUCACUUCCAAUAUGCAGAAUGUAUGGAGUGGAAAUAAAAUAUUUUUCAAUUCA